Messenger RNA from Desarmillaria tabescens, 1150 nucleotides. RefSeq lists its product as uncharacterized. The transcript has 3 exons. Bases 127 to 942 code for a protein of 271 amino acids. The record is from RefSeq and is a predicted model, not a curated record. Lineage: Eukaryota; Fungi; Basidiomycota; Agaricomycetes; Agaricales; Physalacriaceae.
UUUUUGGGGCUACUUAUCGUGCUUAAAUAAACUCCGGGUCCGCAAUUUACACACGUGUUAAUCAUAUGCUGUGACUCGCUCGGACCUAUAUUACUGCGACUCUACAUCGAUCUUCCAUACCCCACUAUGGAACCCACAGGAGAGACGCAGCUCGCAUCCAUUGAUGCUUACCUCGUCGGACGCGUCAACCUUGCAGUGACCGCUGAAGCGUUGACACAGUGGGCGCGCGACCCUAAGCACUUUGGUGACGAUGCGGAAGGCAGGCUAUGGGAUCUGUGGAGUGCGAUCAACGAUAGGGCAGAGAGGACGAAGAGCAGCGAUGACAUCUUGCAUAGCAAACUCGUCGAGCUCGUCGAUGCGAUCAAGCAUCAGGAAUCUCCGACGAACGAUGCUGGAGAGAAAUCGAAGUGCUGGGGGUUGACGUUGUGGGAGGACUUGCCCAUUUUUGGUGCGAACAUGAGGGAGUGCUGGAAUUUUUUCGAUGCGAAGGAGGAUGCGGAGAGAGCGUCGAAACGUGAACGAUGGGUCAAUCUCAAUGCGUUCGUCGCCAGGUUAACUGCGGCUCGUGUCAGUGACUUUGAACUGUAUGCCAUCUGGCAGCUGAGAGACGCGCUGGAAGAACCGACCGAAGAAAGUGAGAAUGGGGGGGAAAUGAUUGACAAGAGCUUGGACGCCAAAAUUCCAGCUGCCGUCCAGUGGAUCCUUUACUGUGGGGAACUUAUAUACACAAGCGAGCGGGAAUUCGAGACUGGACCUAGUGUUGGAGAUCCUGCGAAGGGCGGCGAGCUGUGGAAGGGUGACAAGAGAGGCUUCUGUCAGGAAAGAUGGCACUUUUGGAAGAAAAGAUUCGCAGAGCUACAACACUACGAGGGGCUUUUGCCAGAGACGAGGUUACUGGCUAGUAAAGCGGUUCAAGUGAUGGAGGGUAUCGAGAAAAAGUAACAUCCUCGAUAUUUGCCUGUCUUUAAAUAAUCAUGUUCAAUAUUCUUAAAUAAACUUAAUCUAUUAUGUAAUUGUUCUCCAUCUUCCCAACCACGACGAAGAAUCCAUCCCGCGACCUGUAGCUCCGGUGCUGUCAGUAUGGCUCUACGAAGACAAUGUAGGGCCUGUAGAUGAAAUGAAAUGGAGAAUUCAUCUAGAAUCUAGAGAG